AAUACAAUGAGCUAUUAUAUGUCACUUCAUUCCGUAUCGGAAUAACGCUCUUACGAAAAAAUAUUUUAUCGAAAAUAAAUUAAGCUGGUGUAUGUGUAUUGAUUAUCCAGCUUGCAUAAUUAUGAAACGUAGAUUCUGUUUAAUAUUUCUUGUUAGUCUAUGUCUUAUGACAAAGGCGCUAGAAGCACUAAACAUUGAUGCUAGUCCCUGUAAAGAUUGUUUCCAAUUGACAGAACAAGGGAGAGACGCUUUAAAAAGAGUUAUACGUGCACUAGAAGAGCAACCUGAAGAUGGUGCGGCAUAUGACUCUGAUAAAACUCAAUUACGUUCCAUAAUACCUUCUUGGCUAAAAUUCUGGAAAUUACCUGGUAGUAUUUCCACCACUCUUGAAUGGAUUUAUGGAAAAAUCAGCAACUCAAUUGUUCAAUCGGUAAUAACAAAUAUGCUUCUUGAGAUUUUCAUCAAAUGUAAAGCAGUUUCUGAUGACAUUGAAGCCCAGGAUAAGUUAUAUUACCGUAUAAAAGCAUAUAUAAAUUUUACUGCUAAAGCUCUAGGACUCAUAGGACGCCAUCUACUUAGGUGGAAAUCGUAACCAAUUGUAACAUACAGCUUGAUAAUUGAAUAAAUUAAAAGUUUAAUAACAAUUAC
Messenger RNA from Diabrotica balteata, 648 nucleotides. The record is from the annotation of a GenBank genome assembly. Lineage: Eukaryota; Metazoa; Arthropoda; Insecta; Coleoptera; Chrysomelidae.